AUGCAUUUGCUGGGCAAGGACAAGCAGAAGCAAGCAUCUGAUCUGGAAAACUGCCUUUCAACUGUUAAGAUCAUCGAAUGCAGCACAUACGAUUUUUGCCUUUUUAAGAGUAAAUCGUGGCAUGAGUUCAUAAAGGCUCAAGAGACUAAGCAGAAAGAUGCCGAUAGACGAUUAGAAGUGAAGAAAGAGGAAGCUGUGUGGGAAUUGUUCACAAGUGAAUGCACUUACUUCCUGGAUAAUUUGCUGGUUCUCAAGAUGAUAUUUAUGAACACACUAAAAUACCUUCAGAGUAAUGAAUUUCUCUUGGAUGUGGAUUUGUGGAGACUUUUCACAAACUUAGAGGAGUUAAACAAGAUGAGUCUCAGUUUUGUAAGCAAUUUUUUUGAAAUUGUGAAGGAGCAUGUCAACAACUCAGAAUCGUCUAUGGAUUUCAUCUUCAUACUCAAAAAGUAUUUCCAGGGUGACCUUUGUCAGACACAUCAGAUUUAUUGCCUUAAUUACUCCUCUGCUGUCUUCUACUUGGAGAAUCUGAGACAGAGAGAAGAUUUUGGAAUCUACCUGAAAUGGUGCGAGCAGAACAAGUUGUGCAAAAGACUCCAUCUGCCUGAGCUGCUGGUUGCUCCUCUACAUCGACUGACUCGCUAUCCCCUCCUCCUUAACAACAUCUGGAAGAAGUGCACCGAUGAAAGAGAAAAAGGCUUUAUCUGGUCGGUUAAAGAAGAGGUGGAAAAAUCCAUCUGGGAUCUGGAAGGUAAAGUCAAAUGGCUGGACAACUUUCAGAAGUUCAGGCAACUGCAUGAAGUCAUAAUUUGGCCUCAAGUCUGGGAUCGCGACAAGAGAUUCUUUGUCCCAGAGUGCUUAAAGCAAAGUCUGAGAGAAAACAUCAGUGAAAACAUUCUGUCUUCAACGAACAGACUUCUUCAUGAAGGGAGAUUAACACUAGCAGAAAGUACAAGACUCCUUGAUGUCUACCUCUUCCUAUUUGACGAUUUCCUAUUAAUUACCAAAAUUAAACGUAACAAAAAGAAACAUGGGGCCUCGGACACGAGCUCCAUCCCUGCCUGUCCUUCCCUCACUCUGGAGCUGCAGUUGCUCGUGAGGGAGGGUGGGUUUUGCACAGUCCUCGACCAGCCCAUCCCACUGGACAGGCUGUUCCUGAGAAACGUCGAUCCCCUCCACGUAACAGUCUUCAGCCUGCGAAACGCUUUCCUAAUACAGCAUGAAAACAGGUAUGGGCAGUGCAUAGCAGUUUUCUUGCUACAAGCACAAACUGAGACUGCCAAGAAAAUGUGGAUGUCACAGAUAGAAACUGCAAUCUCCAAUAGCACCAAACAACAUGAAACCAAGAAAAGAACCAUUUUCUGCUUCCCAGAUGAAUCCUCUGGAAUUUAA
Molecule: messenger RNA, 1392 nt
Organism: Tinamus guttatus (white-throated tinamou)
Lineage: Eukaryota; Metazoa; Chordata; Aves; Tinamiformes; Tinamidae
Source: RefSeq, a predicted model, not a curated record